This is a messenger RNA of Aspergillus clavatus NRRL 1, 780 nucleotides long. RefSeq names its product SDR family NAD(P)-dependent oxidoreductase. Gene Ontology annotation, molecular function: oxidoreductase activity, acting on the CH-OH group of donors, NAD or NADP as acceptor. The transcript is spliced from 3 exons. Bases 1 to 780 code for a protein of 259 amino acids. The record is from RefSeq and is a predicted model, not a curated record. NCBI's taxonomy places the organism in Eukaryota, Fungi, Ascomycota, Eurotiomycetes, Eurotiales, Aspergillaceae.
AUGGUACUGGCAACCUCUCUCAAAGGCGCUCACGUCCUCAUUACAGGAGGCACCCGGGGCAUGGGUGAGGCGAUGGUGCAUCAAUUCCUCCAAGAAGAAGCCAACGUCUCUUACUGCGCCCGGACAGUCACCAACACCGAGUUUGAUGAGUUCUACAAGACGCUGCCGGAAGGAAAUACGGCCCGUGCCGUGGGAACCGCGUUCAACGUGGCCAGCAAAGAGGCCAUCGUGGACUGGGUCAAGAGCUCCGCUGAGAGACUCGGACGGAUUGACGUGAUCAUCGCCAAUGCAUCCCCUAUGCACAUGGAAGGAGAGACGGAGCACUGGGUGGAGAGCUUCGCCAUCGACGUGAUGGGUUUCGUCGAGCUGGUCAGGGCGGCGACUCCCUACCUGGAACAGUCGCCCCAGGCGUCCAUCAUCGUGCAAAGCUCGUUCAUGGGCCGUGAGUUCUAUCGCAGCCCACCGGCAGCGUACGGCCCGUGCAAAGCGGCGCAGCUGCAGCAUGUGCAGGAGUUGUCCCAUUAUCUGGGCCCCAAGGGAAUCCGAGUGAAUGCCAUUUCCCCGGGACCAAUUCUGUGCAAGGGCGGGCCGUGGGAGAAGUACUCGACACUCAUGCCGGAAUGGGUAGAGGAGCAGCGACUGAAGAUUCCCCUGAAGAGACUGGGAGGGCCAACCGAGGUAGCCAACGUAGCAGUAUUUCUGGCGAGUCCUUUGGCGAGCUUUGUGACUGGUACCAAUGUUCUAGUCGAUGGGGGCAUUCAUGUUGGAACCCAGUUUUAG